Molecule: messenger RNA, 800 nt
Organism: Vigna umbellata (rice bean)
Lineage: Eukaryota; Viridiplantae; Streptophyta; Magnoliopsida; Fabales; Fabaceae
Source: RefSeq, a predicted model, not a curated record
CAGAACAAACAGAACAAAAGUUAUUCAAGACAAGAAGGUUCUCUUAGCGUACGAAACAUUCAACUUCAAGUCGAUGUGCACGCUACCUUCAACCCCAAUUACAUGCUCUGCCGUAAUUCCCAAUCUCUCUUUCUUCGAAUCUUCGGUUUACGCCCAUUCCUCCACUCCACCGUCCUCCCCUUUCCUUGACCUCCAAUAUCACUUCCCAUGCUAUUUUACACACACACACACAUUUAUAAAUAACACAUUGCAUUCUCAUCCCCAUAAUAACAUUCCAAUCACAAUUUUACCCAUUGCAACAUUUGAUCCCUUUGAACCAUUUUCAAGUUCUAAAAAAUGCAAGCAACCUCUCUACGUUCCCAUGUGUUCUUAUCAAAACCUCUUUCACGAGAACACAAGGUGUUCUCUAAUGUCACCACACCUCGUAGGAGCUUAAUCUGUGCAUCAAAAAGUGACUCCUUUGGGCACCACUACGAGGGGAAGAUGGUGGACGACAACAUGAUCCUUCUCAGAAUGCGAAUUCGAGAGAUUGAGACACUGGAAACGAAGGGUAAAGAUUCUUCCGACUGGAACGAAUGGGAGAAAAAGUACUUCCAGAAUUACGAUUCAGAUGUAUGUGAAGCAGUUGGAGUAUUGCAAAGAGUGUUAAUGAACACUAGACCUUCUUUUGCACUUGCCACAUUCGCUCUUCUUAUGCUAACCACGUCAAUGUCAAUGUUGCAACUUGCUUUUCAUCUCGUAGGGUACGCCAAGGGAAUCCUAUGAUAUCUGAAAAGGGCAAUGGACUGAGAUCACAAACC